Messenger RNA from Dioscorea cayenensis subsp. rotundata (Guinea yam), 1551 nucleotides. Its product is annotated as putative pentatricopeptide repeat-containing protein At1g26500. The record is from RefSeq and is a predicted model, not a curated record. Gene Ontology annotation, molecular function: protein binding. NCBI's taxonomy places the organism in Eukaryota, Viridiplantae, Streptophyta, Magnoliopsida, Dioscoreales, Dioscoreaceae.
AACCCACCAUUCUUUCACAAACCCCGCCAAACCAAACCCUAAAAAGAUGCAAAUUUUUCAAAAAACCCCCUCAAUCCUUCUGAAAUCUCAGACCCAUACUCUAUCCACCACCAUCAUCAACCCCGACCUCCUCCUCCUCCGUCUCACCACCGUCCUCUAUCAACAACAACACGCCACCGACUCCAAGCUCCACUCCCACCUCAACUCCCUCCCCCUCCCUCUCCCCAUCCCUCACGAACUCAUCUUCCACCUCUGCUCUCGCUUCCCCCUCUCAUGGCGUCCUCUUCACCGCUUCAUUCUCUGGUCCUCCUUCUCCCACUCCCCCUCCACCUUCUCUCGCACCCUCUCCGUCUUCGGCGCCUCCAAAAACAUCGACCUUCUCUGGUCCACCUUCACCUCCUCCAUCCUCACCCAUCCCAAACUCCUCACCUCCUCCUCCCUCCUCACCGUCCUCCACUCCCUCGCCUCCUCCCGCCAGAUCUCCAAAUGCGUCCGCAUCUUCGACUCCAUCCUCAAACCUCACUUCCCUCCUCUCCACUCCAUCGACACUCUCAAUCUCGUCAUCGAAUCCCUCUCCAAUCGCAAGUUCGUGCGAGAAGCCAAAGACUUGGUCUCCAAGUUGAGACCUUCAAUCCCCCCUGAUGGCGAUACAUACGGGAUCUUAAUUCUAGGGUUUUGCAAGAUUGGGGAUCUCGUCAUGGCUUCAAAGCUAUGGAAUCGAGCAGUGGAUGAGGGUUUCGAACCUACCAUUGAAGCGUACGAGGAGAUCAUCGUCACGCUCUUCAAGACCAACCGGAUUGAUGACGCUCUCCGGAUGUUCGCCACGCUGAGAGCGCGCAGGUUCGGCGACGCGCGCGCGGAUUCUUAUCGGAUUGUGAUUCAGUGGAUGUGUAAACUGGGUCGUGUUAGGUAUGCCCAUAUGGUGUUUGAUGAAAUGCUUAAGAGAGGACUUUGGUUGGCAAUUGAUAAUCAAACUGUUGGUGCUCUUGUGUAUGGAUUAGUGGCAAGGAAUAGAGUUAGAGAGGCUUAUAGAGUUGUGGAAAUGGUGGAGCGGCCGGAUAUUGGGUUGUAUCAUGGAUUGAUGAAAGGGUUGUUGAGGUUGAAGAGGGCCGGGGAGGCGACGGAGGUCUUUAGGGAGAUGGUGCGGCGAGGGGUGGAGCCGAUCAUGCAUACUUACAUAAUGCUUUUGCAAGGGCAUUUGGGGCGGAGAGGGAGGAAGGGCAAGGAUGAAAUGGUGAAUUUUGAGAGUGUAUUUGUUGGGGGAUUGGUGAAGCAAGGGAGAAUGGUGGAGGUGAGUAAGUUUGUGGAGAGGGUGAUGUGGGGAGGAGUGGAAGUGCCUAGAUUUGAUUAUAAUAAGUUCUUGUAUUGGUUUUCAAAUGAAGAAGGGGUUGAGAUGUUUGAAAGUGUUGGGAAGAGGAUGAAGGAAGUGGGAAUGGUUGAUUUAGGUGAUGUUUUUUUAAGGUAUGGAGAGAAGAUGGCUACUAGAGAUAGGAGGAGGAGAUUGAGAAUAUAGAAGUAAACAAGGUGUAGUAGUGAUUACUGUGAAUUUUA